AUCAUCAUGUAUAAUAUAUUAAAUAUUAGUGAAUAUUGAAUGAAUAAAAUUAUUUUGAGGAAAAACAAGAAAAAUGGAGUCGGAAAAAAGAUCGAACCUCAGCAGGGUUCAAUUGUACCCGCAGUACCUUACCGGCUUGGGUAUUUCCUUAAUUAUGCUUGAAUUGGGCAUAAUGGUCGGAUGGUCAUCGCCUUACCUCGAGCGCUUAACUGGUAUCAAUGCUGAACCCUUUUAUUUGACCGACGAACAAAAAUCAUGGGUAGCAUCUUUAUUAAAUGCAGGCCGCUUUCUCGGAGCUUUAAGUGGGGCAAUACUCAUUAACUUUUUGGGCAGCAAAAAUUGCCUUACGCUGUCAAUUUUACCAACUGCCGGAUGUUGGAUACUGACAAUUUUCGCUGAUUCUUACAUCUGGUUGUACGCAGCAAGGGCAAUCGGUGGAUAUGGUUUAGGAUUAACUUAUAGCUGUAUGGCUCUGUACGUUGGAGAAGUGGCUUUGCCAGAAAUCAGAGGUGGUUUGAUUUCUAUCGCUAUGUCUGGCGGUAGUUCGAUCGGUGCUGUGAUAAGCAGCGUUUGUGGGAGAUACUAUCCAAUGCAUUUAACUGCGGCAUGCUUUCUUAUACCAUGCGCUAUCGCGAUUGUGUUGCUUGCUUGGUUGCCUGACUCGCCAUUUGCAUUGGCUAAAAAAGGUAAAGAUGAAGAAGCCGAAGAAGCGAUUGCUUGGUAUCAACCAGGUCAAGACCCUACCCGAGAAGUGACCAUUGUGAAAAACCUAGUGGCCAAUGAUAAAUCUCUGACAUUCAGAGAAAAAAUAGAAAAAUUAAAAUCUCCAGCUGUGAAACAAGCCUUGAUUCAUAUCUUUGCUUUAUUUACUUUUAUGCAAUUGGCUGGUCUCAACACCAUCAUCUUUUUCAUGCAAGAAAUUUUAAGAAAAAGCGGAAUAUCCGACCCUGCCAGUAUGGUGAUCUAUGUAAAUAUUACGAGCUUUUUCACGGGAAUAGCAUCGUGCAUCUUAAUUGAUCGAUUUGGAAGACGAUUUUUGUUAAUUUUGUCAAGUUGUGGAGUCGCGAUGGCCAUGGCUUGUCUAACUACCAACUCAUAUCUCAUAGAGAAUAAUUAUAACGUGAAUAAUAAUCUGCAAUGGCUUCCUGUGAUUUCAAUAUUUUUGUACAUCAACGCCUUUUUCGUCGGCCUCAUGUGUGUACCGAGUACAGUUUUGAGUGAAAUUUUCCCUUCGGAUGUCAAAAGCAUGGCAGGAUGUUUUGCCAGCUUGGUUGGAGCAUUUUGGUCUUUUAUGGCAACGAAAUCGUUCACACCGUUGAUGGACAUUAUCGGGCCAGUUUAUGUUUAUGGCGCUCAUGGUAUAUGUGCAUUGCUGAUUAUUCCAUACGUUUUAAUAUUUUUACCAGAGACAAAAGCCAAAAGCCUCAAAGAAAUUCAAGAUCAGCUGACGGGAGAUUAUUAAUUGAUUCUCUCCGAAAUGUAGUUCAGUUUGUAGAUAGUUAUUAGUGUAAGAAAGUUCACUAAAAUAUGCGAAUUUUUAAACAUGACAUGAUCUUUAAAUCGUUCAAGGUUUUUUUAUAAAUCUCAAAAUAGUAACUUAAAAAAAUAGAUUUAAGUAAUUUCACAUCUAGGAAAAAUUUAAUUUUAUGUAUCUAUAAUUAAUUUUGCAAGAUAGAUGAUUGUAAAUAUAAGUGAUGUUAUAUUUUUUACUCAAUUUAAUACAUAUAUAUAGGUUCUAUAGGUGAGUUAGAAUUAUGUAAUAGAAAAAAAUUAUAAUUAUGUGAAUUAAAUAGUACUUGAAACUUGAUUUUACAUGAAAUAAAGUAAAUGAACAUUUA
This is a messenger RNA of Trichogramma pretiosum, 1838 nucleotides long. Its product is annotated as facilitated trehalose transporter Tret1. The record is from RefSeq and is a predicted model, not a curated record. The coding region runs from base 74 to 1462 and encodes 462 amino acids. The transcript is spliced from 4 exons. NCBI's taxonomy places the organism in Eukaryota, Metazoa, Arthropoda, Insecta, Hymenoptera, Trichogrammatidae. Gene Ontology annotation, cellular component: membrane. Gene Ontology annotation, molecular function: transmembrane transporter activity. Gene Ontology annotation, biological process: transmembrane transport.